This is a messenger RNA of Neltuma alba, 855 nucleotides long. RefSeq lists its product as uncharacterized. The transcript has 7 exons. The record is from RefSeq and is a predicted model, not a curated record. Bases 1 to 855 code for a protein of 284 amino acids. NCBI's taxonomy places the organism in Eukaryota, Viridiplantae, Streptophyta, Magnoliopsida, Fabales, Fabaceae.
AUGGCCUAUACCAUGUUGGAUGUUGUGCUUGUGAUUAAUCCGGCCAAGAUGCAAUGGCAUAUUCAUGUGUGUAUCGUCCGGUUGUGGAAGAUGAGUAUCAGUGAUUCUUCUCAAGAUGCAACCUCCGUGGAGAUGAUCUUGUGUGACCAGGAGGGUGAUAAUAUCCAUGCAACGGUGAAACCUGAUUUCGUGGGUCGACACUCACAGAUCAAUAUUUUAUAUGCAACCUCCGUUAGACCAUUCAUUGAUGAUGGAAAAGUGGACAUGUAUGGAUUUGCUUUUCAUUCCUUCAACCAAAUUCUUGAUCCUCAGUUCGAUAACUGUUAUUUAGUGGUUUUUGUAGAUGUCAUUGGGAAGUUGGCUGGCCUGAGUGAGAUCGAGCAGUGUAUGGUGAAUGGUCAUACCCAGCGACGGAUUGACAUCUCUCUCAUUGAUGUAGAUAUGGAGUAUUUGGAGUGCAUUUUGUGGGGGAGGUUUGCUGAGGAUAUGGUGGAUUUUAUGGGGAAGUAUCAAGUUGGGCCUAUCAUUGUGAUAAUCUGGUCUUGUAAAACUAGAGAAUUUAAAGGAAUAGUAUUGGCUGAUUUAGUGGACUUACGAGGGGACUGUGAGUGGACUUAUCUUGCAGCAAGCAUUGUGCUUAGGAAUGCCCUUCCUGAAGAUGUGGUGGAAAGGAUUAUUGGACGGCAGUAUCUUUUUAAGGUUAAGGUUCUAUCAGAUUAUGUGGGUGGGUCAUCAUUUUCAUGCCGAGUUAUACGUAUGACUGAUGAUAGAGAUGUCAUAGAUACAUAUCUUGCUUCUUUGAACGACGGCCACGAUAGCUCUGCCCAUAAUCUCGGCGGUGCUGUUGAGGAGUAG